UGAGAACCAUUGACUUCCAUGAAAACCACUUAUAGGGGGAAAUACUAAGUGCCAAGCAACACCUGCUGUCUGCUGAGUGCAUUUAAGGUCAACCUAGGAGCUGGAGGCCACAGCUCUCUGCCAGGUGAUUUUCUUCCUUUAGUUAACAUGCCAGCCAUGGACACCACAGAAGAGAGGCUGAAGAAAUUUAAGUAUCGAGGAAAAGAUGCAUCUGUAAGGCGACAACAGAGGGUGGCGCUCAGCCUGGAGCUUCGGAAGGCCAAGAAAGAUGAGCAGGCUUUAAAGAGAAGGAAUAUCACCUGCCCCUCCCCUGACCCAGCUUUUGGGAACAUAAACAAAGAGGUCAGUCUCACACUGGAUGAAAUAAUCAAAGGUGUGAAUGGCACAGAUCUGGCCAUAUGCUUCCAGGCUACCCAGGCAAUCAGGAAAAUGGUAUCACGGGAAAGGAAUCCUCCUCUCAAAAUGAUUGUUGAAUCAGGGGUCAUCCCCAGGAUAGUGGAGUUCCUAAAGUCAUCCCAUCACCCCUGUUUGCAGUUUGAGGCAGCCUGGACUCUGACCAACAUUGCUUCAGGGACUUCAGAUCAAACCCAAGCAGUUGUGGAGGGGGGCGCCAUCCCACCCCUCGUGGAGCUCCUGUCUUCCCCCAGUACAACUGUGUGUGAGCAGGCAGUGUGGGCGCUAGGUAACAUAGCCGGUGAUGGCCCAAAAUUCAGAGAUAUUGUUAUCUCCAGUAAUGUCAUCCCACGUCUGUCAGCCCUGGUUUCAUCAUCCAUACCAAUCACAUUUCUACGGAACAUCACAUGGACCUUGUCCAACUUGUGCCGGAACAAGGACCCGUACCCUCAAGAGGAGACAGUGAAGCAAAUGCUGCCCAUCCUUUGCCACCUCCUACAGCAUCAGGAUAGUGAAAUUCUCUCGGAUACCUGCUGGGCCCUGUCCUACCUCACUGAGGCCUGCAACGAGCGCAUUGCCCUCGUGGUUGACACAGGAGUCCUGCCCAGGCUGGUAGAGCUCAUGACCAGCUUGGAAUUCACUGUCUUGACUCCUGCUCUCCGCACCGUGGGGAACAUUGUCGCAGGGACAGAUCACCAAACUCAGAUGGCCAUUGAUGCAGGCAUGCUGAAGGUGCUGCCCCAGCUCCUACAACACCCCCGGCCCUCCAUCCAGAAGGAGGCAACCUGGGCCCUGAGCAACGUAGCCGCUGGGCCCCGACAUCAAAUCCAGGAGCUGAUCACUCAUAAUUUACUGCCUCCUUUGGUGUCUCUGCUAAGAGAUGGAAAGUAUAAAAUUCAGAAAGAAGCUGCCUGGACAGUGGUCAACUUCACAACGGGGGCCUCCCCGGACCAAUUAUUCCAGCUCAUUCACUCUGGGAUCCUGGGGCCACUGUUGAAUCUGCUCACUGCCCCAGAGGCGAAGAUUAUCCUCAUCAUCCUCGAUGUCAUCUCUUAUAUCCUCCAGGUUCCACAGAAAAAGAGUGAUAAGGAAAACUUGUGUCUGCUGAUAGAAGAACUUGGUGGGAUCAAUAAAAUUGAGGCUUUACAACUUCACGAGAACUCUCAGGUUAGCUCGGCUGCUCUGCACAUCAUCGAGAGCCACUUCAGUGAGGAAGAAGACACUGACAUACAUACCUCAGUUCAAAGCCAACUGUGAAUGCAUGAAUUUCUUCACAGGAAAAUCGCAGGCGCUUCACAACUUGUAAACCUAAAAGCCAGUGCUAAAGGAUAAGUCCUUUGAGAAGCAGUGUUUCUAAUUCUUAGUGUAUCACAAAUGUAAGGUUUUUUAAACUUAAUAAAAUGUUGAGCACGUUCACGUCUUGUU
This is a messenger RNA of Cavia porcellus (domestic guinea pig), 1818 nucleotides long. RefSeq names its product karyopherin subunit alpha 7 (gene Kpna7). The record is from RefSeq and is a predicted model, not a curated record. Gene Ontology annotation, molecular function: protein binding; nuclear import signal receptor activity. Gene Ontology annotation, biological process: NLS-bearing protein import into nucleus. The coding region runs from base 148 to 1650 and encodes 500 amino acids. Gene Ontology annotation, cellular component: nucleus; cytoplasm. NCBI's taxonomy places the organism in Eukaryota, Metazoa, Chordata, Mammalia, Rodentia, Caviidae. The transcript is spliced from 11 exons.